CUUUCAGAAUUAAGAAACAUUUUACACUUGCUCCAAAGCUUCAUUGUUUUUUCUCAGUGAACUCUAACCAAGAGAACAAGACACGAGCCUGACUCCCGAGAACACCGACAUCGAGUAAGCCUAGAGAUACGUAAACUAAACAAGCGCGAUGGACGGAGUGGUAGUGAAAGAAGAGAAGGAAACGGUGACGUGUGCUGGAGGUUUGUCUUCUUCUUCCUCGUCUUCAAGCUUCCAACCGCAGCCGAUGGAGGGGCUGCACGAGGUGGGUCCUCCUCCCUUUCUUACUAAGACUUAUGAAAUGGUGGAAGACCCUUCAACGGACUCGGUGGUUUCAUGGAGUAGAGCUCACAACAGCUUCAUUGUUUGGGACUCUCAUAAGUUCUCCACUACUCUGCUUCCUAAGUACUUCAAGCACAAUAACUUCUCCAGCUUCAUUCGCCAGCUUAACACUUAUGGAUUCAGAAAAGUUGAUCCUGAUCGAUGGGAAUUUGCAAAUGAAGGGUUUCUGAGGGGGCAGAAGCAUCUACUGAAAACCAUCAAAAGAAGACGACAUAUUUCACAAAGUAUGCAACAGCAAAGUGGAGGACCUUGUGUUGAAGUGGGAGAAUUUGGAUUAGAAGGUGAGCUAGAGAGAUUAAAAAGAGAUAGAGGUGUGCUAAUGGCAGAAAUCAUAAAGCUUAGGCAUCAACAACAGCAGUCAAGGGAACAAAUAGCUGCAAUGGAGGAUAGAUUACAAAGUACAGAAAGAAAACAACAGCAAAUAAUGACAUUCCUAGCUAAGGCUCUCAACAACCCAUCCUUUGUCCAGCAAUUGUCUAUGAAGGGUACGCAAAUGAGAGAAGUGAGAGGUGUUGAAAUCGGCCGCAAGCGGAGACUCAUGGCAAGCCCAAGUUUAGAAAAUUUGCAAGAUGAAGCUGCUUCAAUGGUGAUGGAUACUAGCCAAGCGCUGGAUUACACAAAUCAAGAAUUGGGAACCACAGAAACUGAGAUAGAUACACUCUUCUUAGCCACCUUUGAUGAUGAAUCGAGCAGUGAUGUCAGGGAUCCAAUAGGAGGUUCUACACAAGGAACUAGCAUGGACAACUGGGGUUCAGUGAAUGAGACCAUUUGGGAGGAGUUGCUGAAUGAUGAUGUAAUUGCUGGCAACCCCAAUGAAGAAAUUAUCCUAGAAGAUGAACUUGAAUUCGAUGUGAAAGUUGAAGAUUUGGUUGCAAAACCUGAUGACUGGGGUGAGGAAUUGCAAGGCCUUGUGGAUCGAAUGGGUUAUCUAAGGUCAAAGCCAUGAUUUAAAGGAUUUGCUGUUACAAAAUGGCUUUGAUAUUAUCUUGAGUUGGUCUCUGCAACGCCAUUCCUGUCGUUAUAAUGCAGGGAAUGGUGGAAGUUGCAGUGGGGCCAACAGAUGUUAUCGUUCUUCUGUAUCCUUAAUGAUAUUCUAGUUCUUUCUAGAUUUUCCAAGUAAAUUUGUUCUUCAGUGAUUGUUCUGAUUAUUCUGUGUGGCAUUUUGCAGGCAGGAAAGCUAAAGAAGAUCAGUAGGGGAAGGUUUCAAAUCCCAGGCUAGUAUGAAGGAGUGUCUUGGAAUCUGCCUGGUGUCUAUAGGGGUAGAUGUUUCUUUUGUUCAAAGUUUGCAAGUUUCUGUGCAUUCCAUUGCUGUAUAUAAGCUGUUAGAACAUAAAUUGAUUUACUAGUUGUCGGUCGAAUGAAGUGAUUAAUUACAAACUGACUAUUCUUUUUCUAUGUAAUUGUUAUUCAAAAGUACCCAUAUGGUACAUUUGAAGGGUCAAUUCUAAAAGUAUGAUAAUUAACAAGUUUUUUUU
Molecule: messenger RNA, 1814 nt
Organism: Manihot esculenta (cassava)
Lineage: Eukaryota; Viridiplantae; Streptophyta; Magnoliopsida; Malpighiales; Euphorbiaceae
Product: heat shock factor protein HSF30
Exons: 4
Coding region: 149-1285 (378 amino acids)
Biological process (GO): regulation of transcription by RNA polymerase II
Cellular component (GO): nucleus
Molecular function (GO): RNA polymerase II cis-regulatory region sequence-specific DNA binding; DNA-binding transcription factor activity
Source: RefSeq, a predicted model, not a curated record